GUUAAAAAUGGUUAUACUCGAAAAGAAAUGACACGUUUACACGUGUUUCGACGUAGAUUCAACGUUUUUUUCCAUUGUUCAAUAUCCUGCCAUAAAACUUGUUUACAAUAAAAAUUCCACUUUGUUAUAAAUUAUUGCGAUUAAUCUGUAUUAUCAAUUUGACAUAAAUAUGUCUAUCGGCCAAAAUUGACCAUAUAUGCGUGUGUGUGUGUGUGUAUUCGCUACAAAUAGUUUUUCAACUGACAGUUCUGUGUCGUUUACUCAACGAGCUCAAGCAGUAUUCCGUGUGUUUUUAUUUAUGUCGGACGCCGUAGAACGCAAGCACGUUCGUGUGGAAUAAAAAAAAAAUUAAACAUAGACUUGAAAAUUUGGGCCUAAAAGAAAAAUUAUAGCUGCGUUCGACAUAAAACCGUGUUUAAAUUGUAUUGUAUUGUGUUAAAAACCGAACUAUAGAAAAAUGACGGGCAAAAAGAUUCAAAAUGCGACAGGAAAGGGUCGAACUAGUUAUCAGAAUGCGGGUAAUCAUCAAAUAGUCAGUACGAAUAAGAAUCCAAUAAAACAAAUGACCACGGCAACAGCAACUGCAACCACCAACAGCAGUGGUCCGAUGGCCAACAGUAGUAAGUUCAACAGUAUUCCACCAGUUCCGGUUACAAGCACCGUCAUACCAAUUGCACAACCAAAUAUGUCAACGCUGAUAAAAACGUGUGAAAAUUUUAAAUAUCUUCCACGUUACACUACGGCUCUAACAAAACCAGCGGUCGAACUAUUUCCCGCUGAGGAAUUGGAUGGCAUUCAAUUGGAAUUGGAAAUAUUGUUAUCGACUGUUGCGUUGCGAUAUCGUAGCUUGAAAAGUGGUUUUGAUUCAUUGGAUCGUGAGGAUAAAAAUCAUAAGAAAAAUGAAAAGUUAAGCGGUAAACGUAAGCGUGACGAUGCCAAUAAGAAGUCAGCCAAAGAAGCCAAAACGGCAAAUCAACCGGCAAAAAUUGCCAAAGUCAAAGCGAGCGGUUCAUCCGAUUCACCAGCCCAUUCGCAACACACUGACGAUAGCAUGGAUGGUACAAUACCACCACCACAUACAAAUAGUCAAUCGUCCAGCAUCGGUCAAAGCAAUCCAAAAGUGUUAGUACCGAAAAAUGAUAUUCCGAAUAAAUUUUGGCUUUCCGUCGAACCAUACUGUAUGCCAAUCACACAGGAGGAUGUAAAACUAUUGGAUGAUAUGAUUGAAGAGUAUUCGACACCGUUGGUGCCACCGAUACCAGAACUCGGGCCACAUUAUGCAUCAAGAUGGGCAACCGAAGAUUUACGCGAAGAACAAGACAAUUCCAAUGCAAAUGCCAAAGCAAACAAACGUUUCACGAAUGCAGCCAACCCAGAGGUCAACAGCAUGUUAAAGAAGGGCGAAAAAGUGGCCAACGAAAAAAUGAUGGCCGAAGGCAUAACUGGGCCGUUAACGCAGCGUCUUGUGGCAGCUUUGCUCGAAGAAAAUUUACUAAAUUCCAAAGGUGUCGCCGAUAUUCUUGGCUCAAGUGAUGGCCUUGGAAGCAUGGCCAAUGAAAGUAACGACAGUUGCGGUGAAAAUAACUCGUCAUCGGCCAAUCGUAGUGCGGCCACUCCGAUUGCAUCGCUGCUGCGAAAUGGCAUUGACGUUGAAAUUCGUCUAAAAAAAGAACUCAUUGAACUAGGCAUUUUAGAUAUUAGUGAUUUCCCCAAGGAGAAAGACGAUGAAGUUUUAAAUGAAAUCAAACGCGUGCGCACCGAACUCGAAUCAAUUGCCGAAUACAAUUUGAACGAGCUGAAAGAGUUGCGGCUGGCGGCCAAAGAGGAGAUGAAACGCUUGGAAAUCAAACGUAAACUUGAUGCUGUCGAUCAAGAGUUAAUUGAAUCGUAUAAACGAGUGUGGGCCGCCAAACAAAAACGACAUCCGUUAACUAAACAACAGAAAAAUGAAAUCUAUCGCCUGAUUGAGGAACAAAAGCGACUGGGCGAUCAACUGGAAGCAAUGCCAUUCCCUGGAUUCAACAAAACAAUUUGCCAACCAAAAUCAACCGAAUAAUUUGGAUGAUUCAAACAAUCUAAUCACUAAAUGCAUUUCUUUGAAAAGUCAUAAUUUAAUUGAAAUAAAAAGCCAUUUCUGAUGAGACAGA
Messenger RNA from Sitodiplosis mosellana (orange wheat blossom midge), 2147 nucleotides. RefSeq names its product transcriptional adapter 3-like. Gene Ontology annotation, molecular function: transcription coactivator activity. Gene Ontology annotation, biological process: regulation of transcription by RNA polymerase II. The transcript is spliced from 3 exons. Gene Ontology annotation, cellular component: SAGA complex. The record is from RefSeq and is a predicted model, not a curated record. NCBI's taxonomy places the organism in Eukaryota, Metazoa, Arthropoda, Insecta, Diptera, Cecidomyiidae. Bases 458 to 2056 code for a protein of 532 amino acids.